UCUCGUGUGUAGAAGUGCUUCAACCUAGCUCUGAAAUCCACUUUGUUCGCCUUGCUCUUUAUAUCACCUAAAUUUUAAGGCCAUUGGAGCAAAAUGCCUCGAUUAACUUGCAAAAUUAUUUAUUCCUGUUAAUUCGUUUACCGUAUGAAGGAUUUCGCUGGACGAUCCCUAAAGAUACAAAACAUUCCGUUGAAAACUUGACGUUUAUUUGGGAACGCAAUCAAUGGUAGAAGAAUGAAUUUAGGUGAACGCCUUUCAUCAUGUUUGAAAUCUUAUUAUCGGAAACAUUUGGUGGAGACUCAAGCAGCUGUGGCGAAUCCGAAGGAAUUGUGUUCUGAUAAUUCCGUGACAUCUCAACUCCUUGUGCCGUCACUGAGAGUGCCUGCUGUUGGCUGGGAUGAUGAGCGAUUGGUCAGCCUAACUCCGUCUCAAGUCCUGUUACCAUUAAUUGGUGACAGCGAAAAAAAUUCCACUUUCCACAGUGGAGCCAAAAUAUUAUAUUUAUCUGAUGACCAAGAAGUGGCAGCGUCCAAAGAAACGCUCCUCAACGAUAUACUCAGGGACUGGUGCCGCGACGAGAACGUGCGGCAACAUGAAGGGCUCUGGUGCUUUGAGUUAGUGAUCGCCAUUGAAGCAAAGUCGUUGGUACGAGAUGGAAUAUGGAAGUACUUGCGACGUUUGGUACCAGACGCAUACCACAAGUUCGGUGACAAGGCCAUCAAAGAAUGCAUUACCAAGUCACGUGUCCUCUUUUUAGUGAACAAUUGGCCGGACUCAAGAGUGAGCCUUUCUGCCUACGAACUUUCUUUCGAUACCGUCGAUAAAAAAAGGGAGUUGCAGAAGAGCGUGCUAGCAUUCUUUGCUGCAGAAAUGCCCCUUUCUAGGUUUCUCAUCUCAAUACAUCACACAUGUUUGUCGGAGUGGCUAAAAAUCCUACAAAUUGAAUUGAAAGUAUCCGCGUUGUUUGCCAGACUCACAAGCCAACUGAAAACUCCCGAUCUUCUGCUUGAUAGCAAGCACAGAGAAAUAGUAAAAUGGUGUACAGCGUCGCUUUGGAAAGAAGAUUGUAUCAAACACUGGCCACGGUGCAGGCAAUCCCAAAUAUUAAGGUUGUUUUCACAUAACGAUAUUCUUUAUUCUUCCAGAAGUAAAUGCGACUUAGUUUGGUCUAUGCUGACAAUUCAGCUUCAUCUUUUUCAAGAGUACACUUCUUGCUCACUUGAUGCAUGCGAUAUCCUCUUCUCAAGCCUGUGUAAUUUGGCAUACGACUCUCAGUUUGGCAGAACCAGCGUCAACCAACACUUCGAACGCAUUAAUCUAGCACCGAAACUAAAAGAUAAAUUUCUUAGAUAUUUCUUACUGAUUCUUCCCAAGUUUGCUCCGGCCACGACUGAUUAUUAUGUGUCGUUUAUGAAUGAACUUCAAAGUCAUGUGCUUGUUUCUUGGCAUGUAUAUAGAAACAAGCUGUCUAUAGCAUCAUCUCUGGGAGAAUCGCCGUGCCGGGACCAAGUUGCUGCAAUGUUUAUAGGCCACAUGCGAAGGGAUGUUGAAAAAAAUACUCUUCUGCUUGAAAAUAAAACAUUACAUCGUGAGCUCAAAAGCCUUUAUCUUUUGAGUGAAAAAUCCAAUGAUCCUCAAUCAUACCUUUUGCAGCUUCUGAGUGAGAUCCAUGAUUGUGAUCCACUUGUAAAAAUUUUAUUCGAAAAUGCCGUUUUCCCACGGCAACUGGAGUUGUUUGAGGACUGCUUGAUAAAAGAUCCAUUACUUAUUUAUAUGAAGGUCGUACAGCCUAGAAGAGUCCUACUACUGGUGAGAUGUGGUAAAGAGUCUCAGGAACUGCUCUCAAUUGUUGACGAAAUACGCCAAUUAGAUCUGAGUUUUGGAUUAGGUCUCAUGCACCACUUGGAGCCAGGUAAUCUGGACACUAGCGAUGCAAUUGUUAGUUCCGCUCUUACUGGCUCUAAAGCUCGAUUGCAAGACCUGCUUGGGUGCUUAACGUUUCCCGUUAUUGAGAAACUGACGCCUGAAUCUGCCAGUCACCUGACAUGCCUGCGAGUGAGAGUGAAUUCACAGCUUGACUUGAGGAAGAUUUUCACCGUUCAGUCAACUUUACCGAACCUCAUGUGGUUCGAAAUAGACUUCGAUCUUCCUCUCGAAAAUUUUACGAAUACUCUAUUGCAGAAGAUAAAAACUCCGUUGUGUGACUUAACUUUUUAUGGGCUUAAAAACUGCGACGUUGGUGCUCUCGUAAAAUUUCUAGAGGGAAUCCGAGAAAGCUAUCUUUCUGGUCUUCAUUUGCGCAACUCAACUCUAGACGUAAUUUCAACUAUUACCUUGGUGCAAGAACUGAAGAAAGUAGACAUUGUCUUAUCAACUCCUCCCGAGACGAUUAAUGUUUACAGGAGAUGGAGGUACUCGGAAUUAUCUGUCCUUGGCAACAAUGAGAUGAUGGAUGAAGUUAAAGUUCUAACACUGCUGGGCUACGAUGACCGCCAUCAGUACAGUGACAACGAAGUGCGUACGUCCGUUGCCGCUACCGAAUCCGACAUUGAAAACUUGUCCGAAUAUCUAAACGAAAAUGAAGAUUUGACCUACUUUAAAUUUGGGUCUCCUUACGCUAUUGUGACAAAACUUUCAAAUAAAGAUAUAGUACGCACGCUAAUCCAAGCUGAACAAAAGCUUACCAAUUAAUUAAACCACUUUACAUUGUAUCAAUUAAUAAAAUCUCUUCAAAUUACA
This is a messenger RNA of Hyalella azteca, 2739 nucleotides long. RefSeq lists its product as uncharacterized. The coding region runs from base 235 to 2691 and encodes 818 amino acids. The record is from RefSeq and is a predicted model, not a curated record. The transcript has 3 exons. Lineage: Eukaryota; Metazoa; Arthropoda; Malacostraca; Amphipoda; Hyalellidae.